Molecule: messenger RNA, 662 nt
Organism: Entrophospora sp. SA101
Lineage: Eukaryota; Fungi; Glomeromycota; Glomeromycetes; Entrophosporales; Entrophosporaceae
Source: the annotation of a GenBank genome assembly
AUGGGCGUGGUAAACUUGGAUGAUGAAAGAAAAAAUAAAUCUAGUGGAUAUAUCACUAUUUCAGAGUUAUAUAAACGAAAUUUUAAUAAAUAUACAGAUGAUAUAAUUGAAAACCAAAGAAUCAGAAAUAUCGUAAAUGAAAUAUCACAGAUAACUAACAUUGAUAAAAUGAUUGGAUUUGUAGACAAAUACAAAAUGCUUGUAAAUUUAAAAUUGGACGCAGAAUCAAUAAUAGAUAAUUUUAUUUUUUCGACAGUGAACAUUUUUCCACUUUUAGCCAACAAGGAACGAAGAAACCAUGGAAAUGAGGAGAGAGUUAAAUUGGCAUUGGUGCCUGAUAUCAAAUUGGCUUAUUUAAGAGGAAACAUGGAAAUAAUUGUAAUGGAACACCAAAAACAAAUUAUUUUGGAUGGAUUAAAGAAAAACAAAAAAGAUACUACAAAGAUUACAAUAAUGAUGCAUGAUCUGCUUACAAAGAUUUCAAAAGAUUUAGAAAGUAGGGAGCUAUCAGAUCACAUCAAAAAUAUAAAUGUGUUUGAACUAGAUAUUGAAAUUUAUGUGAUGCAGUUACCUGCUCCUGAACUAUAUAUAUUUAAUAAGAUAUUUGAAUUCAGCCUCCCAACAAAUAUACAUAAUUUUCCAGAGAUCUCUCAAGCAUUGAG